This is a messenger RNA of Filobasidium floriforme, 2201 nucleotides long. RefSeq names its product Oxoglutarate and iron-dependent oxygenase degradation C-term-domain-containing protein. The record is from RefSeq and is a predicted model, not a curated record. Gene Ontology annotation, molecular function: peptidyl-proline dioxygenase activity; L-ascorbic acid binding; iron ion binding. Gene Ontology annotation, biological process: regulation of translational termination; peptidyl-proline hydroxylation. Bases 168 to 2165 code for a protein of 665 amino acids. Gene Ontology annotation, cellular component: cytoplasm. The transcript is spliced from 8 exons. Lineage: Eukaryota; Fungi; Basidiomycota; Tremellomycetes; Filobasidiales; Filobasidiaceae.
CUCACCCGAAGCCUGAUGUCCCUCGCUCCUUCUCCCAUCUCUCUGAAAUUUCUCUUGGAUUCGUCAGAUCAAGGAUUGAGUUGCAGGGAGCGUUUCAUUCCGAGGUAUCAUCUCAUCAGACUAGACCACUAGACACUCACAGGUUCAUUCCUAGCACAAACCAGAUCAUGCCUGCCCGAGAAAGAUCGGCUUCUCCGGCCUCCGAGGAGCGUAACAACAAGAAACAAAAAGUCUCUGCUGCAGGACUCGCAGCGGGUCCUGCUAUCCACCUGCCUGACCCGGCUACUCUUGCCGACGAUUACAAGAACAACAGGCCAUACAGACAUCUUUCUGUCGGCGGUCUAUUUGACGAUGCGGUGCUCGAAGGCAUUGUCACAGAAAGCCGGAGUUAUGGAAUGCGUCAUGAAGAAGGAUCUCUGCCGGGUUGGGGUUGGGAGCACAAGGAGACCGACAUCUACAAGAUUCGACAAACGCCCGACUUGACCUCGCUCGACCCCGAACAUCUGCCUGAAGAGACCUUGGAACAGCUCCCUUACCUCUGCAAGCUCAAGGAGAGCAUCUAUUCAAAAGAAUUCCGUCAGUUCGUUCAAAAGGUGACCGGUUGUGGACCGCUUUCAGGAUUGAAGGUGGACGGCUCAGUCAGCACCUAUACUCAAGGCUCGCACCUUCUCCUGCACGAUGACUCCAUCUCAACCCGAGUCGUGUCCUACAUUCUGUACCUGCCCAACAGCCCUGCCGACCUCGAAGACCCUGCUCUUGUUCCCUCAGCCGACAAGACCUUCCUCAAAGGCUGGAAUCCUGAAUGGGGCGGAACUCUCGAGCUCUACCCGAUCGCGGAUGGAGAGACGAAAGAGGUGGGACCUCCUGCGAUCAAGAGGUCCGCCAAGGAGGAUGUCAAGUGGGGAAACUUGGUGUUCUUCGAGGUUCAGCCGGGAAAGAGCUAUCAUUCGGUCGAAGAGGUCGUCGGUGGGGAAGGUCGACAGCGACUCAGUAUCAACGGAUGGUUCCACAGACCCAUUGAGGGCGAAGAAGGCUAUGAGAAGCAAGAUGCUACGAUCUUGAAGCAGAAACACAGCUCUUUGGCUCAGAUCACUUCCACUCCUGCCAAGCCCAUGAUCCCCUACCCUACCGACGUUGCCCCUCCUACCGGCCUGACUGCCGCUCAACUCAAGCAUCUUUCGAAGUACUUAUCACCUUCUUACCUCAACUCGGAAACGCUCGAGCGUCUCGCCGGUCAAUUCGUCGAGGGUAGCGAGGUGGUCAUGCACAACUUUUUGAAACCCGAGGUUGCCAAGGCCAUCAAAGCCGAAGUGACCAAGGUCGACGCGGAUGAUUAUGCACCGUAUACCAAGGAUGGGAACAAGUUGGUCCCGGCACACGAGACCGGAGAGAGUGACGAGUGGAAGCUGGAGGGACCUGCUAGUAAACACCGUUACCUCGGCCUCUCCGUUGAUGCUCAAUCCGCAGCACGAACGCCGACGAUCAGGUCCGUCUUGACCGACCUUUACCCUUCACCGGCCUUCCGAGCCUGGUUAUCUGUGGUGUCGUCGCUGGUCGUAUUGGCCUACCGAGCGGAAGCCAGACGAUUUAGGAAAGGUCUCGAUUAUACCCUUGCCAACGGUGAAGAAAGGGAGGGUGAACCGAGAUUGGACGGCGUGUUAGGCUUGACUUGGUGGGCGAAGGAGGAGACGGAAGAGGAGGAUGAGGACGAACAGGAUGUUGGUGGAUGGGAGUGUUACCUCGCACCCCCUGACGUCGACGAGGAUCCUGCGGUCUACAAGUCCACCAAGGCCGCCAAGACGGAAGACACACCCGCCAACGGCGAGGAACCAAGCGGAGACGCAACUUCGGAGCAAGAAAAGAAAGCCGAUGGACCUAAGAUCACCAUGGGAGGCGUCGAGCUCGAAUUCGACGAGUCACAACUUUCACCUUCUGAUUUUGAUACCGAUUCAGAAGGCGGUGAUAUGGACGAUGGUCCUCUUCUCCACCUCGGUCUCGGCUUCAACAAGUUUUUGCUCGUCUUGCGAGAUCCCGGUGUCAUGCGGUUCGUCAAGUACUUGAGUACCUCUGCCGAGGGAAGUCGAUGGGACGUUUGCGGAGAGUGGGAUGUUGGUCAGCUGGAAGAAGAAGAGGGUAGCGACGCCGACGCCGAAGCUGAAGCCUGAGGUUUCAAACGCUCCACGAUGUACAUGAAUGCAUAG